CUUCUUUUCUCGCCCGCCAUCCUCACAAGCUCUCUCUCACUACCAGCGCUUUCCCAUCCUCAUUCCUUGUGUAGGAUGCAACAUUGGGUCUUCAUAUCACCCAUUUAAUUCUCUUUGAUUUUCCCUUUUUUCUUUCUUUCUUUUCUUUUCCAGCUUUAUUUCCUGCGUCCUAAGUAUCGGUCGACGGCCUCCCGCGUGGCACCACCAUCGCAGCACUUGCCUCCAUCCGAGGCCAUCGACUUUCGGUAGUUCCCGCAUCCUGAAGCCGCACUCAAAACUGCUGCUGCCCGCAUCACCCCGGCUGCGGUCUCUGGCUCCCUUGCGGUGCCUUUUACUAGCGCAGUCCCAAUCCAUCCUUCCAACACCACUUUACCACCCCUCUAUACGCCAGUUCCAGCGAAAUCGCCCACACACAAUGACCUCCACCGACAUCAAGAUUCCGGCCCUCAUCGCGCGCAGCACGGGCUGCGCCCCUGAGGAGCCAAGAACACCGUCCAUUGCCCCUUCACUCACUUACUCUGACGAAUCAGAGGAUCAGGACGAGCAGCUGCCUCUGCCAGAGCCUCCCCGACGUCGUCGUGCGUCGACAAGGCUGAUUGCCCAGAGCUCCGCCGACAUUCAACGUAUCACUGGCGAGUCCACGGCCGAGCUGAUCCAGAGGUGUUGCGGUGGUGGCUGCUGCAUGAAACUCGGCGGCAAGAAAAAGGAGGGCAUUGAAUACGAGAGACUCCCCCAACCAGACAACGAUGCCUUUAGGUCGCUGGCCCUUAGGAUCGGCGAGACGCCUACCAUUCUCACCAAAACCAUCGACAUGCCCGAGCAGACAGUAUACUUCGAGCCGGUGCCUCGUGUUCUUUCCAGGUCGUCUCCCGCCGACUCGGCUGUUUCCCUAGGUGCCGACGGAGAUGCCGAUGCGACCGUCCUUGCGGCAGCGGCGCCCCCGUCACCGCAAACCGCAGUAUCUGCCGUGAAAGUAAAAGAUGUCGAUACGACUAUCCAACCGCCUAGCUUUGUCCAGCCACACCCCCCGCAUCAUGUCUUUGCGGCGCGUAUUGACACGGCCAGGGAGUUGACCAGGCCCGGUGCCGAGAAGAGGACGUACCAUUUCGACCUGGAUAUCUCCAGCUAUCCCGAGGAAGACGGCGUCGACUUCAAGGUCGGGGGCGCCAUCGGCGUCACGGCCCCCAACGAUGCAAGUCUCGUAGACGACGUGUUCGACGCCCUGCUGGUGCCUCGCUUCCUGCGUGACAAGCCUGUGCUACUCCGGACGACCAAGGGCAGGUGGCCUACCGUCUGGGGUGAGGACCAGGCACGAGAGCUCGUCACGACGCGGCGCGACCUGCUCACUUGGUGUUCCGACAUCCAGUCCUACCCCCCGACGAAGCCUCUGUUGAGAGUCCUCGCCGAGUUCGCAGAGGACGAGAACGAGAAGAAGCUGCUCGCGCUCCUCUGCUCCGCCGAGGGGCAGGGCGUCUUCUGCGACUUCCGCACCGGCCCUCACAUCUCGCUGCCGCAGCUGCUCCAGGCGUUCCCCAGCUCGCGCCCGCCCCUGGACGUGCUGCUGUCGGUCCUGCAGCCGCUGAUGCCGCGGUUCUACUCGCUGUCCAACGACCCGCACGAAUCGUUCAAGACGCGCGACGGCAAGGUGCACCGGCUCGUCGAGGUGGCGGUCACGGUGCACGAGACGGCGGACUGGCGGCGGGGCCAGCGCACGGGCAUCGGGUCGGGCUUCUUCGAGCGGCAGGCGCAGGGGUUCCUGGCGGCGCAGCGGCGCGGCGAGAAGAACCCGGAGUUCUACAUCCCCAUGUUCAAGGGCCUCAUGGCGAACCCGCUCGCCAGGCAGUUCGUCUCGGACGGGCCGAUGCUGCUGAUCGGCGCGGGGGUCGGCAUCGCGCCGUUCCGCGGGUUCGUGCAGCGGCGGCUCAAGACGGCCAACUGCGCCAACAAGGUCUGGGUGCUGCAGGGCAUCCGCGACUCGCUCGUCGACGAGAUCUACAGCGGCGAGUGGGGCGUCCACGAGGACGAGGUCAAGCGGGUGAUUCAGAGCCGGCGCGGCGAGAGCCGCUACGUGCAGGAAGAGGUGCGGAACCAGGCCGACCUGGUGUGGUACAUCGCCAAUGCCGUGGACGGUCGCAUCUUCGUGUGCGGCAGCAGCAAGGGCAUGGGGGAGGGCGUUGAAGAGGCGCUCGUGGACGUGGCUAUGAAGAAAGGCAACCUAGAGCGUGACGAGGCUCGGAGAUAUUGGGAGCUGAAGACGGAGGCUGGCCAAUACAUCGCCGAGACGUGGUGAGGAAUGUCAUGUUACACCACGUCUCGGUGCUUCGGCAGGCGUACGAUCUUGGUGGGGGGGUAUUACAACAUUAUGGGAAUCAACAACAACACGGAGUAUGGGAAGAGAAGUGGUGAUUUGUGGCUGGACUGCCGGUCGUUUUCUUUUCAUGAUUACUUUGUUUGCCUCAAGAGGAAUAUGGCUAGGGAGGCUCUCAGGAGCCAAAAUGGACGGCAUCUUCUAGGAGUUGUUUGAAGGAUAAAUCAGACAUGAGCUUUUGAUACUUUUUUUUUACUUUUCCCUUCUUUCUUAUUUUCUUUAAUUCAAUGUAUCUGUAUCGCCAAAGGUUGUUUAGUCUA
Molecule: messenger RNA, 2628 nt
Organism: Sodiomyces alkalinus F11
Lineage: Eukaryota; Fungi; Ascomycota; Sordariomycetes; Glomerellales; Plectosphaerellaceae
Product: sulfite reductase flavo protein alpha-component
Exons: 1
Coding region: 416-2290 (624 amino acids)
Biological process (GO): homocysteine metabolic process
Cellular component (GO): cytosol
Molecular function (GO): flavin adenine dinucleotide binding; FMN binding; [methionine synthase] reductase (NADPH) activity
Source: RefSeq, a predicted model, not a curated record